GGAAUUGAAACAGGGGAGCAGGGAGGAGAGGCUUCAGAUGGUUCCUAAGUUGCUUCCAUUUCUACCCCAUUGCAGCAGCGGGACCAAAACCAGCAGCACCCACUUGUUUCCAGAGCAGCAGAUAAUUCAAUAGUGCUACUAAUGAGUGACACUGAAGAGGAACCAAGAGAUAAUAAUGGCACAUGGCCAACCGGUCCUGUUAGUUCUCCAGUGUGGGUGGAUAAGAGCUCAGAGCUUCCUGAAGAGUAUAUACAACAAAUGAGAAAUCUUUCACUAAGAAGCCAUCAACAGUUAGACAGUUCUGUACUGAGUAGAGAUGAUGAAGAUGAAACAACAGUCAAUGAUGUGAAUGUGACUGCUACAGCAUCUGAACAACAGAUAUCACCAGAAGAGCAAACUGCAAGAUCUGGAUCUGUUCUCUCUAGUGCAUGGCGACCAGGGACUAUUUGGUGUCCAAUUUGCAUGGAUUUUUACUCAAAGAUUCUGCGAAGUGAACGACUGGUUUUGUCAACUCAGUGCGGCCAUCUCUUCUGCAGUCGAUGCCUCCCUGUUGCCAUUGAGAUUUCCAGAGCUUGUCCAAUCUGCAGCAGAGAACUCACUCACAGAGAAUAUCAUCCCAUUUAUUUAUGAGUACUUCUGUUUCUCAGCACAGACUCAGAUGUAUUUUGGUGAAUAGGUGGUGGAAAGACUUUUUGCUUCAUGUAUACAGUUCUCGUUGUAUACAGUUCCAUUGUUUCCUGAAUUCAAUUCUAAAUAAAUUGUUGAUUUAAGUAUA
Messenger RNA from Neopelma chrysocephalum (saffron-crested tyrant-manakin), 775 nucleotides. RefSeq names its product E3 ubiquitin-protein ligase RNF4-like. Gene Ontology annotation, biological process: positive regulation of transcription by RNA polymerase II. The transcript has 6 exons. Gene Ontology annotation, molecular function: transcription factor binding. The coding region runs from base 142 to 630 and encodes 162 amino acids. Lineage: Eukaryota; Metazoa; Chordata; Aves; Passeriformes; Pipridae. The record is from RefSeq and is a predicted model, not a curated record.